GGUGCCCCGCCUCCUUCCAGCAAUCCUUUUCCUCGCGAUACGAUGUCGUCUCUCUUCAAUUGGACGCGUCUCGUGCGCAUUACACGUGUAGAUACAGUUGCCCGUUUGUCCAUGUUUAGUGUAAGUCGAUCUAGACUUUGUACGCAAGCAUCUUCAGGUCAACCUGCUAAGAAACGAGGUUUGCUUGCUUGGUAUAACGGCUGGUUAGAGAAGUCUCCAGUGUUGACAAAGUCAAUCACAAGCGGAGUUUUGUUUGGCUUGGGAGACGUCAUUGCUCAGUUCGCUAGUGGAGGCCUUCAAACUCAAUUUGAUGGUGCUAGAUGCCUCCGUGCUUCUGCAUUUGGUUGUUUCCUGCUUGGACCACUGGCACAUCUUCACUUCAACUUUCUCGAGUGGCUCGUUGUGCGCAGGCUGGCCGUAAGUACACGAGUGAUGCCAUUCGCAAAGAUGUUCAUCGAACAAUUCACAUACUGGGCGCCCGGCAUCAACGUUAUCUACCAUUUCAGCCUUGGAAUGAUGGAAGGCAAGGGAAUCGAUGGUUCCAUACAAAGAGUAAAAGACAAGAUCAUCCCAACAAUGAAAGCAAACUACAUGCUCUGGCCUGCAGUACAGAUUAUUAACUUCAAGUUCGUUCCUGUUGCUCACCAAUUGAAUUUAAUUCUGAUUGUCAGUCUGGGAUGGGCUGCUUUCCUCAGCCGACUGUCUGCUGCAGACGACGCAAACGAGACACCCGAUGAACAACAAUAAGACCCA
Corticium candelabrum is the source of this 753-nucleotide messenger RNA. RefSeq lists its product as uncharacterized. Gene Ontology annotation, cellular component: membrane; cytoplasm. The record is from RefSeq and is a predicted model, not a curated record. The coding region runs from base 43 to 747 and encodes 234 amino acids. The transcript is spliced from 7 exons. Lineage: Eukaryota; Metazoa; Porifera; Homoscleromorpha; Homosclerophorida; Plakinidae.